This is a messenger RNA of Vidua chalybeata, 2075 nucleotides long. RefSeq names its product lebercilin LCA5 like (gene LCA5L). Gene Ontology annotation, biological process: intraciliary transport. The record is from RefSeq and is a predicted model, not a curated record. Bases 28 to 1938 code for a protein of 636 amino acids. Gene Ontology annotation, cellular component: axoneme. The transcript is spliced from 8 exons. NCBI's taxonomy places the organism in Eukaryota, Metazoa, Chordata, Aves, Passeriformes, Viduidae.
GGAUUUUUCCCCUUUUUCAACUUAAGAAUGUUGAGUUUAACCCUGAAUUUGGAGCCCACUGGGUCCGGCCUGUGCGCUCUGAGGGCGCGUCCAGGCCCUGAGGCACCUCCAUGGCCAGGGCACAGCAGGACCCACAUUGCCAAAUUCCCAUUAAAACCCUGGAAUGGUGAGGUGGAGGAGACACAAGUGAACAUUCUCCCGGUGAUGAUUCCAAGAGCUUUCUCAGUGACUGACUCUGAAAGAGUCAGAGGAGGCAAACCUUUAGAAACAGCAGGAACUGAAAAGAAGGAAACACAGAAAAAGGCCAAGACAAGGAAGGAAAGAAAGAAAUGUGGACAGUGUCUCUAUACCCAGGGUGAUAAAAAAGGAGGGAAGAAAUGGCCAGCUGCAAAAACCUCCAAUCUGAACAACUCCUUUUUGACCCUGCAGAGCGGGGUGGUUUACCAGGACAAAAACGCCACGGCCCAGCGAAUAUCCUCAGCCAGGAUCCACAAAAUCAAAGAGCUGAAGAACGAAAUAUUCGACCUGCAAAGGAAAAUCGAGACCUCGAGCUUCGAGAACCUGGCUUUGAAAGAGCUGAACCGGCGGCACGCCAGGGCCAUCAACAGGUACAGCAACGCAGAGAGCCACCUGCAGGAGCUGCUGGCAGGGCAUCGGAACGAGCUGACAGACCUCAGGAACCUCCUGAAAACGUCCCAGGAGGCCGAGAAAAACACAGCCCGGGAGCUGAAAAAAGUUGAAGCGGAGCUGAGGAGAACUAAAGGUGAUCUGAAGACUUUGCUCGCGCUGUCAGAAGACAAAGCUCUGGCAGAGAGGGAGGAACUUAAUCGCAGGUUGUCAGUCCUCAACAAAACAUUGGAAGCAAAGGAUGAGAGGAUACAGAGUCUGGAAAUGCAGCUGAAGCUGAACAGCAGCACCUUUAGUCGUCAGCUGGCAAGUGAGAGUAAAAAACUCCUGGAAGCUACAAUGACCACAAAGAACUUGCUAAUGGAAAUUAACAUCAUUCACCAAAAAAUUAAGGAAAAGGAUCGACAACUUUACGUACAGAAUAUUUAUGCAAAUCGGAUGCCAAAAGCCCUGAGGGACAGAAGUGAUUGGGAUCCUCAUGACCAAAGUCUGAGAGUAGACAGAUCAGUACAAGUAGAUAAAGAGAGUUUCAGAGAACUGCUGCUGUCCCAGCACCAGGAAACAAUAAAAAACCCAAUCCAGCUAAAAAAGGAGAAAAGAAGAGAUAAGGAUGGAGAAGGUAAAGCAAAGGAAGUGUGCUCAGAUGGCCAGGGUAGAAAAGAAAAGCAAGCAACCAAGAAAGUGCCAGAAACUUCAAACAGGACACACAGAGAGGGCAAACUACUGAUGGAAGAACGCAAAUUUUCAGAAUUUAUUAAAGAAAUGGAAAAAGAGACAGAAGUUCUUAAAAAUGAGUUGAAAACUCUGAUGAAAUCUGAAAAAAAUCCUCAAAGAGUAAAAGAGAACAAUCACGAGGGAGAGGCAGUGGAAGAAGUUGAAAAAGAAGAGAAAAACCACUAUGAGCAGCAAAAAAAGAAAGCCAGGAGUGAAAGUGCAAGUCCAAGCAAAGACCCCACCAGGCUGAAAAAAAAAUACAUCUUCUCAGAAGCUGUUGAGAAUCUGCAUCAGGGCCUCCACACUUCAGGUGCCAAAUGCAAAGCAGGCAGCCAGAGACAGAGCUGCAGUGACACUGCUGUGCCCAGGGGGAAAAUCUCCUUUGGGGCUUAUGAACCCUCUUUUGGGCAAACCCCCCUGGGCUGGCAGGACAGCCCCUCUGGAGUGGAAGAAACACCUGAUGAAGGAGCUCUCUGGGGAGGAAUGUUUGCAAGGAGACAACUCCUGCAGUGCCAGCAGCACAAGGGUGAAGGCAGACAAGUGAGGGGGGCAAGGCAAAUCCCAAACUCCAUGCCAGGGUCCAACUCUCCUCGUUAAAACCAGCUCCUGAGGAUACACAAUUGUUCCUGAUAGCUUAGUACAUCAGCUUACCUUUGGAAAGUUCAAACAUUCAGAUUGUUACAAACCAAAUGUUUUACUUUCAUUAAAUGUUUAUUAAAUCUUACAAGCACUUG